This is a messenger RNA of Cuscuta europaea, 1392 nucleotides long. NCBI's taxonomy places the organism in Eukaryota, Viridiplantae, Streptophyta, Magnoliopsida, Solanales, Convolvulaceae. The record is from the annotation of a GenBank genome assembly.
CCCAAAGGCCCAAAACAAAAAUCUGAGUAAAUAAUACGGAGACGGAGACUUUGACAUCGACGGCUAGAACUCGCCAAGGAAGAAGCAACUUAGAAACGCCGACACGCCUGAUUCGCAGACCGGGGACCGCCUACCGGCUACCGCCGACGCUUGGCAGCCUGCCGCCCUGCCCCUUCUCGCCCUUGUCUGAAAUCGGAAUCUCAGCUUGACGGCUUCUCAGUCCAGGCGUCCAGCUGCAGCACACAGCGCUCAGCCACUCAGGGUCUCAGGCUUCAGAAAAACAGUUCGCCGCGAAGAAAAAUAGUUCCGACGAUGGCAAUGUAUAUGAGACGGGCACUAUUGUCGUAUCGUACAGUAUCAAUCAUCUUCCGUUCCACAACUUCUCAGACACACCAGCUCUGUUCCGUGGUUGAUGGCACUUCUGCUAACCUCCUCUGCUGCUCUGCCACCUCAGGCGUCAUCCCUUACUUUCCAGCAGUGGCUCAUCUACUCGGAAUCUCAAGAGGCUUCGCCAAAGGAAGAAAUACUUUGAAGGAAGAGAUAAACACUGAAGAGAGCACUGCAGGAUUUAUUAAUGUUGGUCCAUCAAUUAAGGCUACUGCGAUCUCACAGAUGGAGGCAGCAAUAGAGGCAUUGUCUCGAGAAUUGACCAAAUUGCGAACUGGACGAGCAUCAAUUGGAAUGCUUGAUCAUAUUGUAGUGGAAAGUGGAGGGGUAACAAUGCCUUUUAGUAGGAUGGCUGCAGUUUCAGCCUUGGAUGCAAAAACUCUGUCUGUUACUCCUUAUGAUCCAAAUACCUUAAAAGAUUUGGAGAAAGCUAUCAUUUCUUCUCCAUUGGGAUUAAAUCCCAAGGUGGAGAAUGAGAGGUUACUUGUUCCUAUACCUCCGCUGACAAAAGAACAUAUGCAGGCUGUGUGCAAGGUAGUAGCUAAAUCAUCCGAAGAUGUUAAACAGAGUGUAAGAAGAGCCCGCCAGAAGGCACUGGACACUUUAAAGAAAUACACACCCAAAAAGAAGGACAAAGACAAGUCAGGCUCAACUUUCUCAGUAGAUGAUGCAAAAAGAUUGGAAAAGGAAAUCGAUGACUUGACUAAGAAGUUUAUAAAGACAGCAGAAGAUAUGUGUAAAGCAAAGGAAAAGGAAAUUAGCAGUGGCUGAACCUAAAGAAAGUUUUUGGACAUGAAACCAAAGAUUGUAUUGUUAGUUGGAACUAUUGUUCCCAGCUCAGGAAAUCACUGUCACAAUUAGGACCAUCUCAUUAUUUUUUGAGGCCCCAGCGCUAACCAAUGCACAGAGGUUCCUUUCCAACAUUUAAUUGAAAAGCCAAUGGGGGCAAAACUCCAAUUGUAAAUCUUUAAGUUGAUUUAAAGGGAGUGAUCUCAUGUUCUAAUC